Molecule: messenger RNA, 2162 nt
Organism: Brassica oleracea var. oleracea
Lineage: Eukaryota; Viridiplantae; Streptophyta; Magnoliopsida; Brassicales; Brassicaceae
Product: homeobox protein ATH1-like
Exons: 6
Coding region: 607-1992 (461 amino acids)
Biological process (GO): regulation of transcription by RNA polymerase II
Molecular function (GO): RNA polymerase II cis-regulatory region sequence-specific DNA binding; DNA-binding transcription factor activity, RNA polymerase II-specific
Source: RefSeq, a predicted model, not a curated record
UCUUCUUCAUGUCUUUGGAUUUUCUUUUUAGUUUUGGUUUCAACUAUAUAUCAUAUGAGCCACAUUUCUCUCUACGAUCAACAUUUUUAAGUGAUAUAAAUCAUAUAAUAAGGAAAAUAUAUAAGAUUUGAUUCUGGUUUAUCUUUUUCUGAAUUUGUUUCUGGUCGGAAGAUCUAGUAAAUAUUUGAUAAUGGAUUCAUGUCAUAAACAGAGGGAGCUCCGUACGUGAUUUGGCCCUCUUUUAUUUUACACAUAUCUCUUGAAUUCAUUUUUUAUUUUCUUUUCCCGGGGAAAUAGUUUAUUUGUUUAUUAUAAAGUAUGCUGCUAUGUGUUAAGUCUAGUGGUCUGAAUCUUUAAGUGAGGCAGAGGGUGAAGACGAUGAGUUUCUUCAUGAAAAUGUAUUAAAGUAAGGAGCACAGAGAAGCUGCGGAGUGAAAGUACAGUGUUCUUUCACUGAGAAAGAAGAGAAACAAACACUUUCAUCUUCUUCAAUUUUAACACAAAUUUUGGAAAUGCUUAUGUAAAAUUCUGCUUGCAACGGCUUGUUCUCUGAGAUGUUCCCAGAGGUGUUAUCAGAAGAAGAAGUAUAAAGUUUCAUUAGACCCAAUGGACAACAUCAACACUUAUAGUUCUCUGGACAAUGUUAUGACUAACCAAAACCAUCUUCUCAUGGAUUUGAUACCUUCAAGAGAAGAUUCCACAUCAUUUCCAACAAUGCUUCCAUGGAAUUCCAUCAGACAAGAUCCUCUACAAAUGGGUGUCUUUGAUAUCUUCAACUCUUUUCUCACUAACAAGUACUUAUCAUCUACUUCAAGAUCUACAAAUGUUCAUGAAACCAGCUUUGAGGCCAUGGCUCCUCCUCCUUCACUUCAUCCUAUGGAUCAUCUAAGACCAUAUGAUGAUCCCUCAAACAACAUGUGGAGUCUUGGUGAAAAUAGUGAGUUUCAUGCAUAUCCAUUCAUAGAAGGUGUUGUUGGUCCUAGUGAACCAAUAAUAUCUACAUUCGGUGAAGAAUUCCCAAGAAACGAGUUCUCGUUAAGUCUUGCCACUGAUGUUUCUGAUGAGUGCUCGGAGAUAAGUCUUUGUGCUGCUACUAAAUCUACUAGAAUAACCUCAGAGCAAGCUUCUUCCAGCAGCAAAGACAUGUCAAACGUCUCUCAAGUCAUAUUUUGCUCCAAGUACCUUCACUCUGUUCAAGAAAUACUAUCUCAUUUCGCCACAUACUCCCUCAAAGGCUUAGAGACUAAUCCUCAGUGCUACUUUUCAUCUCGAGGAACCGAGUCAGAGGGUACAAACUCAGCCUUUACUUCAUGUUAUGAGAAUCUAAACGAGUUUCUUGAUGGCGGUUCGCAAAGACAAGCAUUAGAAGCAAAGAAAACCCAUCUCUUGGAUCUUCUUCAAAUGGUUGAUGACCGAUAUAGUCAUUGCGUUGACGAGAUACAUACGGUUGUAUCAGCGUUCCAUGCAGCAACCGAGUUAGAUCCUCAGCUACACACCCGGUUUGCACUCCAAACCAUCUCCUUCUUAUACAAGAACCUAAGAGAGAGGAUCAGCAAGAAGAUACUCAUGAUGGGAUCAGUUUUAGAGAGAGGCAAAGAGAAGUCUCAAGAAGACUCAAUCUUCCCCCAGCAUUGCCUUCUUCAGCAGCUAAAACGUAAGAACCAUCAGGUUUGGAGACCGCAACGAGGUUUGCCUGAGAAAUCAGUCUCGGUUCUACGGACUUGGAUGUUCCAAAACUUUCUUCACCCUUACCCGAAAGAUUCAGAGAAACAUCUUCUUGCUAUACGAAGUGGAUUGACAAGAAGUCAGGUAUCAAACUGGUUUAUAAAUGCGCGGGUAAGACUGUGGAAGCCGAUGAUAGAAGAUAUGUACGCAGAAAUGAACAAGAGGAAGAUGAUUAACACUCACCUUCAAGGCGGUAAUGGAGGAAGUGUUAUUAGAGUGCCAAAGUCUGUAAUGAUGAGCCAAGAAAGGUGCAAAAUAAGAGAAUGAUUGUGUGUAUGUAAACUUUGUUUACGCAAAAUCGCUACUUAUAAUUGUCAGAGGUUUAGAGCACUUUACUAUGUAUUAUGAUUGUUUUUCUGACUUUUUUUGUUAUAAUUGUAUAUACAGCUUGUUCUUUUAUCUCAUAGUAUAUUGCUGUUUUGUAAUUUGCAUCAUGU